Molecule: messenger RNA, 3021 nt
Organism: Salmo salar (Atlantic salmon)
Lineage: Eukaryota; Metazoa; Chordata; Actinopteri; Salmoniformes; Salmonidae
Gene: pp2aa
Product: Serine/threonine-protein phosphatase 2A catalytic subunit
Molecular function (GO): protein serine/threonine phosphatase activity
Source: RefSeq, marked provisional
UGCGUCUGUACACCGCAUUUCUUUAGCUAUUUCAGAUAAACAGCAUAUCAAGGCGCAUGCAGCGCUUAUAUUUUAACGAGUAGCUAGCUAGUAGGGGGGGUUUGAACCAAUUUAAAGCCGUGUCGGUGACCUAGCUAGCUCGGGCAUUCAUUUUCGACGAAAGCAAAAAAGAGUGCGAAUGACGAGAACGCAUUAGCUAAACUAGUUUUCAAUAGGUAACCUAACGAGGUAGUGUGCUAGCUGAAAUAUAACCAGACAUGGACGACAAAUCAUUCACUAAGGAAUUGGAUGGGUGGAUUGAGCAACUCGGCGAAUGCAAGCAGCUCUCGGAAAACCAAGUCAAAGCCCUUUGCGAGAAGGCCAAAGAGAUCCUGACGAAGGAGUCUAACGUGCAGGAGGUGAGAUGUCCGGUCACCGUGUGCGGGGAUGUCCACGGCCAGUUCCAUGACCUAGUGGAGCUGUUUAAAAUUGGAGGGAAGUCUCCGGACACCAACUACCUCUUCAUGGGAGACUAUGUGGACAGGGGCUACUACUCUGUAGAGACAGUCAGCCUCCUAGUAUCUCUCAAGGUUAGGUACCGUGAGCGAAUCACAAUCCUUCGAGGGAACCAUGAGAGCAGACAGAUCACCCAGGUGUACGGCUUCUACGACGAGUGUUUAAGGAAAUACGGAAACGCCAACGUCUGGAAGUACUUCACAGACUUAUUUGACUAUCUGCCCCUAACUGCACUGGUAGAUAACCAGAUCUUCUGUCUCCACGGAGGACUGUCCCCCUCAAUAGACACACUGGAACACAUCCGAGCGCUGGAUCGCUUACAGGAGGUUCCUCACGAGGGUCCGAUGUGUGACCUGCUGUGGUCAGACCCUGAUGACCGUGGCGGCUGGGGCAUCUCUCCCCGCGGUGCCGGCUACACCUUUGGACAGGACAUCUCAGAGACUUUCAACCAUGCUAACGGACUCACCCUGGUCUCCAGAGCUCACCAGCUCGUCAUGGAGGGUUAUAACUGGUGCCAUGACCGUAAUGUGGUGACUAUCUUCAGUGCACCCAAUUACUGCUAUCGCUGUGGAAACCAGGCCGCCAUCAUGGAGCUGGAUGACACACUCAAGUACUCCUUCCUUCAGUUCGACCCCGCCCCUCGCAGAGGUGAACCCCAUGUGACCCGCCGCACUCCUGACUACUUCCUGUAAAAGAUCCCAAUGCCUGUGAAGUAUUGCUAUAGAUUCUUCUUAGUGAAGAAGUGGGAGAAGAUGCGGGAGAAGGGAGCAACCGACCAUUGGUAUAGAGUUGUGACAAAGUAAGCAUCCAUCAAUCCAUGGACCAAAAUGUGUGCCAUAAUUUCACAAUGCAAAAUGGAAGAAAAAAAAAAUGUCACAUUCAUCUUUAAAGAAGACCACACAACCGAUGCCCACCACAGUCCAUGGAACCAGUUCCUUCUCUCUCUGUGCAUGAUGUUGUAUUUAUCUCUGAAAAUGGUUCUUCAUUGUAAAGAUUACAGUGUACUAUAUAGUAAUAGGGUGCCAUUUUGGAAGCAGACAGUCUCAUAGUACCUGCUGGUUUUGUCAGGAAAAAGAUCUGCUUUGAAUUAAUUAAUCUGCUGAGAUUAAGGUUUAAAUGUAACCCUUGUGGUAGGAACAUAAUUAUAGUAUAGAAAAGUUUUGGUAAUCCCAACUCGGCAUGGCCUCAAACUGGAAGGUUGCAGUAAACAUGUUAUUUUGUGAACAUUUUUCUAACAGAAAUUCAAUGGCUUUUUUUUUGUUGUGAAUUUGAAAUCAUUGUUUUCAGAGUUGGUUGGGCACUGGAUGGAAUUGACUUCUUCUUUCUCUUUGCACUUUUGUAUUUAAUGUUUAUCAUGACACUGACAAACUACAGCAUUCUGUUUUAUGGUGCAUUCGGAAAGAAUUCGACCCCUUGACUUUUUCCACGUUUUGUUACGUUACAGCCUUAUUCUAAAAUUGAUUAAAUACAUUUUCUUCCUCAUCAAUCUACACACAAUACCGCAUAAUGACAAAGUGAGGGGAAAAAUUCUAGAAAUUUUUGCAAAUGUAUAAAAAAAAAAUGUUUAUAACAGAAAUACCUUAUUUACGUAAGUAGUCAAACCCUUUGCUAUAAGGCUUGAAAUUGAGCUCAGGUGCAUCCUGUUUUCAUUGAACAUCCUUGAGAUGUUUCUACAACUUGGAGUCCACCUGUGGUAAAUUCAAUGGAUUGGACAUGAUUUGGAAAGGCACUUACCUGUCUAUAUAAGGUACCUCAGUUGACGUCAGAGCAAAAACCAAGUCAUGAGGUCGAAGGAAUUGUCCUAGAGCUCCAAGACAGGAUUGUGUCGAGGCACAGAUCUGGGGAAGGGUACAAAAGCAUUUCUGUUGCAUUGAAGGUUCCCAAGAACACAGUGGCCUCCAUCAUUCUUAAAUGGAACAAGUUUGGAACCACCGAGACUCUUCCUAGAGCUGUCCGCCAGAGGCAAACUGAGCAAUCGGGGGAGAAGGGCCUUGGUCAGGGAGGUGACCAAGAACCCGAUGGUCACUCUGACAGAGCUCUAGAGUUCCUCUGUAAAGAUGGGAGAGCCUUCCAGAAGGACCACCAUCUCUGCAGCAGCCCACCAAUCAGGCUUUUAUGGUAGUGUGGCCGGAUGGACGCUAUUUCUCAAUAAAAGGCACAUGACGAGUUUUCCAAAUGCACCUAAAGGUCUCUCAGACCAUGAGAAUCAAGACUCUCUGGACUGAUGAAACCAAGAUUGAACUCUUUGGCCUGAAUGCCAAGCGUACCGUCUGGAGGAAAUCCAUUUUAAAAUAAGGCUGUACCGUAACAAGAUGUGGAAAAAGUUAAGGGGUCUGAAUACUUUCUGAAUGCACUGUAUAUUUCACCCCCAGCAAAUAGCUUUUCUGUCACUCACCUGUCCAUUAGUUGAGUAAAACCUAUUUCAGGUGAACACAGGAACACCUGUACAAAAUGACAGCCCUUGUUAUAGAUACCUUUCUGUUUUGCAGCCUCCACUAUAUAAUAAAGAUUGAAGUUGUUCCUUCA